GCUACUCCUCUUCCCCAAAAGAAAUUCGAAUUUUGGGAGAAACGUUCACUUUUCCUGCUACCAUCGCAAUCCAAAUUUUAUUUCCAUUAACGUUCACUUUUUUCCGCAAAAAUGGUGAAGAAGCUUGAAAGGCCGGAUUGUGUUACUCCAUUGGUAGUAGAUUUAUCUACUUCACCAAUCGAUGAAGGAACUCCAUUGAGACCUGUAUUUUGCCUCAAAAAGAGAGAGCAAUUGAAAGAGUUUGAAGAGAAAGAGGAGUGCUUUAUCCUCGAUUUUGAUCCUUAUGAAUCUGUAGAUAUCUCAAAGUUAUCUGUUUCCAAAAGUCUUGAUGCUUCUGACCUUUCUGUUCUCGCCGAAAAAGGAGAGGUGGCAUGUCGAGACUUUCCACAUCCAAGGCAUGACUGCGUGAAACAUCCUUUUGAGAAGACACCUCACCAGGAUUACUGUGAAAUGUGUUAUUGCUAUGUCUGUGAUGUGGCUGCUCCUUGCAAAUCCUGGACUGGGAAUUCAGCCCAUUGCCAUGCCAUGAAUAAUGAGGCUUGGAAGGCUCUGAGGAACGCCCCAAAAAAGUAAUUGAAGAAAAAGUAUUCACAACAUUGCAUCUUUCCUAGACUUGUAAAUUUUGUGCAGUGAUGGCUCGUUCGGCCCAUUAGCUGCAGUAUGGUUACGUACCUAGUUAUGAUCUGGGAUAUUAAGUUGGAUAUGAGGUCUGUAUUCAAGUGUGUCUCAAAAUUAUGCUAGAUUUUUGUAGAUAUUUUGCUUAAGGUAUGCAAAAAUGUGGGAUGAACUUGUUCCUUCUAGUAUAUUAGCGGUUGAAGUGAAGUCACCAGUAAAUGCUUCAACUUCAGUGGAAAAUGAUUUCAACAGUCCUUGCUGUUCUGUUUGAAGCCAACUCCCUUAAUUUCUUUGUGUUACAAAUUACAAUGUUGCAGAUAAAAUCUUGUGUCUUUGCGAGUACAUAUUGAUUUUUGCUUCUUGUGUUCUUGUUAUAUCUACGAGUGAACAUUAUUUAAACUCCGGGGAAGCUUUAUAGCUCAA
Solanum tuberosum (potato) is the source of this 1038-nucleotide messenger RNA. RefSeq lists its product as uncharacterized. The record is from RefSeq and is a predicted model, not a curated record. The transcript has 3 exons. Bases 112 to 573 code for a protein of 153 amino acids. NCBI's taxonomy places the organism in Eukaryota, Viridiplantae, Streptophyta, Magnoliopsida, Solanales, Solanaceae.